AUGUCCACAACCACAGACGUCAAAACAUGCACCGCAGCCAGUUCUUCGGAAACGCAAAAGCUUCAACCUGUGACAGACCGAGGAUAUAGUUUAGGUUCGCAGGGCAUUCACAACCUCGCCUUUGGCGGCAUACUGCCAAAGAACCAAAGGCCACGGUUCUCAGAUAAACUAAAGGAACGGAGACACGUCCUUGAGCACAUGGCCGGAACAUUCCGCGUGUUUGGUAGAAGAGGUUUCAACGAAGGGCCUGCUGGCCACAUUUCGGUCAGAGACCCUGUCGACCCGGAAACAUUUUGGAUCAACCCACUGGGCCUCCACUUCAGCCAAAUAGACGUUUCAAGUCUUGUUCAUGUCAAUUCUGAGGGUGAAAUUCUGAGCGAUGGAAACCAAGCCGCAAUUAACGCCGCUGGCUUCAGAAUUCAUGCUCAACUCCACAAAUCGAGACCUGAUAUAAACGCGGCUUGUCAUGCUCACACAGUAUACGGCAAGGCAUGGGCAGCUUUUGGGAAAGAGCUUGAAAUGAUAAAUCAAGAUGCUUGCAUUUUCUACAAAAACCACUCGGUAUACCAGGAUUUUGGAGGUGUCGUACUGGACUCUGAAGAGGGCAAACGGUUGGCAGAGUCUCUAGGAUCAAACAAAGCGGUUUUAUUGCAGAACCAUGGUUUGUUGACAGUUGGUGAGACCAUCGAUGAAGCCGGCUACUUGUUCACUCUUUUAGAAAGGACUUGCGAAGUUCAACUUCAAGUAGAAAUGGCUUCAAGAGCUGGUCUCCAAAGGAACAUUAUUGGCGAUGAUGAGGCUUACUACACUUAUUACAACACCUCGGAUCCAGAAAGUUUAUACAGUUCCUUUCAAUCCGACUACAACUACGAGUUGAAACUAACGAACGGUGAAUUUUUGCAAUAA
This is a messenger RNA of Lachancea nothofagi CBS 11611, 906 nucleotides long. Lineage: Eukaryota; Fungi; Ascomycota; Saccharomycetes; Saccharomycetales; Saccharomycetaceae. The record is from the annotation of a GenBank genome assembly.